Messenger RNA from Neopsephotus bourkii (Bourke's parrot), 1046 nucleotides. RefSeq names its product RAB7A interacting MON1-CCZ1 complex subunit 1 (gene RIMOC1). The transcript has 6 exons. Lineage: Eukaryota; Metazoa; Chordata; Aves; Psittaciformes; Psittacidae. The record is from RefSeq and is a predicted model, not a curated record. The coding region runs from base 148 to 1041 and encodes 297 amino acids. Gene Ontology annotation, biological process: mitophagy.
CUGCCGGGACAGGCGCCCCUCACCAUCGGUGAAGCGCGAGCAGCCGGAGACCGAGGCCACAGCGCCGCUGCGCCUGCGUGCCUUUCACCUUCCCAGCGGCCGCCAUCGCGGCAGGCCCGCCCUCUCUUCUGGUGCCGGGCGGCUGCGAUGGGGGAGCCGGGCGGUGCAGAGGCCCGGGGUGCCGUGUCCGUGCUGCGGCCCUGGCUGGCAGCUCUGGGCCGGCGGCUGGCGGCAUCCGGGGGAGCGGGCAGCGGCGAUACCUUCUUAGCAAAGGGCUCUGCUACUCUGGAUAAAUUGAAGGACUUCUGUAACGAAGGGAAAGAACAUCCUUCCACGCUUUUGCAGCUCUAUACACAGGCUGUUUUAGACAUUACAUAUUUUGAGGAGAACCAGCUUGUGGAUGAAGAUUUUCCAGAAGAAUCCUCCUUGCAGAAAGUUAAAGAACUUACUUGUAUUCUUUCAGAGCCAGAAGCCCUAGUGAGGGAAUGCAGCAUAAAUGAAGAACCAGUGAACAUCCUUGGUGCAGAGUUGUUAGAAUGUCUUUACUGGAGAAAAGGAGCCCUGCUUUACAUGUAUUGUCAUACAGCAAAAGAAAGGAGUGAAUGGCUACGAGAAAACAUUGCCAUAUUUAAGAAGUGUCUUAAUGAUGGAGUUCAUUACCUGAUGAAGAUGCUCAGCUUUAGAUGCCCUCUUCAGCUAAAUGAAGAUGUCUCACUUCAAGAUAAAGACUCAGCUAGAUUACUCAGUGAAGGUGUCUUUAGUGACACUCACUUACUGGCAAUGAUGUACGGUGGAGAAAUGUGCUACUGGGGACUGCAACACUGUGGAGAAGGGAAGCAGGAAAGCCUUGAAACAACAGAUCCUGUCUCUAACAGUGACCUGGGUUGCAGAUCAAAGAGUGUCUGGCUGGAUUUCCGAGAAACGGGCAAAAACAUGUUAGAGAAAUAUGUGGCUGCAUGCGAGGGACCUUUAAAAGGCCAAGGGUGGAACACAGCAGCUGCAAAACAAAUGUUGUGUUACCUCAUGAAACCCCACAACUGAAACAG